CUUGCUUCUAUCCGCCCAUUGUAUUUUCGCGAGAGGUUCUAACCUGUCGGAAGACGUGCUUAUGUUUGGGUAAGUGAUCACAAGGUGUUCGAUAUAAUACCUGAGAGAGUUUCCACAGGUUUGAGUGAGUUGGGUUUUCGAGGAUGAAGACGAUGAUAUUGGAUGUUUGCAAUGAAAUCAUAAAGAUCCAGAAGCUAAGACGGGUUGUCUCUUACGCUGGAUUCUACUGCUUCACUGCCGCCCUCACAUUCUUCUACACAAACAACACAACAAGAGCAGGAUUCUCGAGGGGAGACCAGUUCUAUGCAUCUUACCCUGCCGGCACUGAACUUCUGACCGACACAGCUAAGCUGUACAAAGCGGCGCUUGGGAAUUGCUAUGAAUCGGAGGAUUGGGGUCCUGUCGAGUUCUGCAUAAUGGCUAAGCAUUUUGAACGCCAGGGAAAGUCUCCAUACGUUUACCACUCUCAAUACAUGGCGCACCUUCUUUCUCAAGGUCAACUGGAUGGAAGUGGUUAGAGGCAUCGAUGAUUUAUGAGGCAACUCCUUUUUUUCAGCUGUGUACCUAAUCUUGUUAUUGCAAAGUCGAGCUCGGGUAUCUGGAACUUUGUUCGUUACUCUUUUUCCCCAUUUAUACGGCGUUCUUGGUUGAGAUUACCACCAAGAAAUAUAAGAACAUGUUCUGGAGUAUACAGUAUGAAUGUAAUAAACACAUAAGAUCAGAUCUUGA
Messenger RNA from Raphanus sativus (radish), 729 nucleotides. RefSeq lists its product as uncharacterized. Lineage: Eukaryota; Viridiplantae; Streptophyta; Magnoliopsida; Brassicales; Brassicaceae. The record is from RefSeq and is a predicted model, not a curated record. The transcript has 4 exons. The coding region runs from base 144 to 518 and encodes 124 amino acids.